AUGGUGGCUACUGCGGCCUCAUCUAUUGCGCCUGGCCCUUCGGCUUCUCUCUUUAUUACUUCUAAGGACGAAUGUGUUGCUAGAACCCAGGCUAUGUUUAUGUAUUGGCGUCAGCGAUGUAAGAUUAAAUGGGAUGCGUUUGGUGAUACUCAUUCUCGACUCCUUUUUGCUUCGGUUCAGGCUAGAAAAAGGAAAUUUUUUAUUCAUAGCCUGCAAAAUAAUGAGGGCACGACUGUACGGGAUGGCCCUCAGCUUCACCAGCUUAUUUCAGAUUUCUAUUUAGAUUUGUUUGAGAAUGUUCCUCCUUUGGAGUAUGAUUGGGGUUCACUUCACCUUCCUUCUUUGUCUGUUGAGGACAAGGGUCUUCUCAUGAGUCCUUUUUCUGGAAAUGACAUCCGUCAUGCUAUGUUCCAUAUUUCGGAUAAUAAAUCUCCAGGCCCUGAUGGGUUUUCAGCUGCUUUUUUUAAGCUUCACUGGAAUGUUGUUGGAGACCAUGUUAUCCAGGCUGUUCAAUUUUUCUUCGCUCACGGCUUCAUGCUUAAAAAUUGGAAUCGUACUUUCUUGAUUCUUCUUCCUAAGGUACUGCAUCCGGAGUCUGUGUCUCAGUUUCGACCGAUUGGGCUUUGCAAUGUCAUUUAUAAGUGUAUUGCGAAAUGUCUCACCCAUAGGAUGCGUUUGGUCUUGCCGUCUCUGAUCAGUGAUACUCAUAAUGCUUUUGUCCCGGGUCGCUUAAUGUCGGAUGAAUGCCUUGUGGCCCAUGAACUCAUGUCUUACAUUAAUCGAGUUAAAGCAAAGAAUAAAUUUUGUGCCGUUGUAAAGUUGGAUAUGAAUAAGGCCUAUGACAGAGUUCGUUGGGAUUUUCUUUUUCAGGCCCUGCAUGAGUUUGGGUUUCCUCCUUAUUGGGUUAACAUCAUUCGUCAAUGUGUUACAUCAGUUUCUUAUCAGGUGUUGGUUAAUGGUGAGCCUUCUCGCUCCUUCAAUCCCAAGUGUGGUUUGCGUCAAGGGAAUCCGUUAUCUCCAUACCUGUUUGUUCUAUGUAUGGAAGUUUUGUCGGCACUUUUGCGUCGUGCGGAGCAGGAGCACCUUAUUCAAGGCAUCUCAGUUUGUAGGGGAGCUUCUUCGAUUUCGCACCUGUUCUUUGCUGACGAUUCACUGCUGUUCUUCCGGGUUUCGCCUAGGGAGUGCGAUCAGGUGAUCUCUAUUCUUGAAGAGUUCAGCGGUUUAUCAGGUCAGGUGAUUAAUUAUAAAAAGUCUUUUGUCAAAUUUAGUCCUAAUACUCCUCAGGAUUAUCGCGAUUACUUGGCGGCCUCUCUUCGCCUUGGCCAACGAUCUUCGCUGGGUCCCUACUUGGGAGUACCGGUUGACAUUGGUCGCUCGAAGUGUUCGGGUUUUUUUGACCUGGUGGAUAUCAUAGCUCGUAAGCUGGCUAAUUUUUCGUCCCUUCACCUGUCCGCGGCGGCAAAGUUGGUAGUUAUCAAUUCAGUGUUGGUAGCUUCGAUUACUCAUGUGCUUUCAGUGUUCUUGAUCCCGAAAUCAAUUUGUGACCGCAUUGACAGUUUAUGUCUUCGGUUUUGGUGGCGCUCUUCAGCUGCUUCGAAGGGUAUGGCUAUGGUGUCGUCUUCACUUCUUCACUUUCCUAAGGGUAUGGGAGGAUUGGGAGUUAGGAAGAUUAGCACUUUCAAUCAGGCUUUGCUAGCAAAAACUGCCUGGCGCAUUGUUCACCACCCUCAGUUGUUGGUCUCUCGUUUGUAUCAAACUCGGUAUCCUGCUCUUGCUAUUCAUCCUCCUUCGACUAGGGUGUCAUGUCCAUCUUGGGGUUUUAGGAGUCUAUCUCGGGGUUUCCAAGUGCUUGACCAAGGUAUUGCUUGGAAGCCUGGUGCGGGCACUCGGAUUCGUAUUCUUCAGGAUACGUGGGUCUCUAUGGAUCGUAUUUCGUUUAGAUCAUCGGUGAAUGGGUUGGAUUGUCCUACCCAUGUUUCUUCUUUACUUGAUUCGCGUUCUUACGCGUGGAAUAUUGGUAUGGUUCGUCGUCUUUUCCCGGAUAAGAUUUCAUCUCAGAUUCUGGCUCUGGAGCGUCCAACCUCGGAAACGGAUGAUUUCUUAUAUUGGAAAUUUGCUCUGGACGGGAAAUUCACGGUUCGUUCGGCUUAUGCGAUGCUUUUGCGUUCUUCUCAUCAUGCUGCUGGGGUGACUUCUCUUCCCUCUUCUUCCUGGUGGAAGCAUUUCUGGGGCUUGGAUAUCAUUCCUCGGUUUAAGCUUUUCUUUUGGAAACUGCUUCACCAGGCUUUGCCGCUGGCAACCUUCCUGUGCCAAAGAGGUUUGCCGGUUGACCCUCUCUGUUCAUUAUGCAAUCAGGACCCUGAAAGUGAUUUACAACUAUUCCGGAAUUGUCCUUUGCUUUUGAAUCUUUGGUCAUCUGGUCCUCUUCGUAUGUUUUGUCCUUCGGUUGCUUUGGAUAGGUUUAUUCCCUGGUGUGUUCAGUUUGCUAAUAACCUGUCAUCUGGACCGUUGGGUCUAUUGGAUUGCUUCAUUUCGAUGCUUUGGGCAAUCUGGGUUUUGCGUAAUCACGCUCGAUUUCGCAAUGUCCCCUGGGACCCGGGAGCAUUUCAUGUUAUGGUUGAGGGUUGGAGAGGUCGCUGCGUUGAGGUUCGUUUGCUUCGCCGUAGUUCUAAGGAGUCUCCGUUGUUUCAAGGGAGCUCUUCCCGGGUGGCUGCUAUUUCCGGGUUGUCAAAUCUGUACGCAGGGCCUACUGGCAUUACUGUGGACAUUUGUCUUCUGUCGGAUGGGGCUUGGGUUUCUAGUAAUAAUAAUGCAGGGAUUGGCUGGAUUCUGCAGGACCCGAUUUCGUUGAUUCAACAAGGGGGCGGAGCUCAAGCUUGUGUUUUGGCUUCCGCUCUUCAGGCAGAACUGACCGCUUGUUUACGAGGCGUUGAAAUGGCAGUUAGGAGGGGUUAUUCACGUCUUUUAAUUUAUUCGGACUCCUCGAUCUUAGUAGGUUUGCUGAACGGAUCUUCUCCAGGUCCAGUCUCGGUUAUCUGGUUGGUUUGCCAGUUGCGGGACAUUCUUCAUUCCCUAACCUGGUUUUCAGUUCGUAAGGGAAUUGCUAAAAAACCAAAGGCACCUAUGGUUGAAGUUCAGAAGAAGACAACAACUCAUGGAGGUGGACUACAUCGCAAGAAAAGCCAAGAACCAGUUGAGUCUGUUGGAUCAGUGCAUUAG
Spinacia oleracea (spinach) is the source of this 3219-nucleotide messenger RNA. RefSeq lists its product as uncharacterized. The record is from RefSeq and is a predicted model, not a curated record. NCBI's taxonomy places the organism in Eukaryota, Viridiplantae, Streptophyta, Magnoliopsida, Caryophyllales, Amaranthaceae. Gene Ontology annotation, molecular function: RNA-DNA hybrid ribonuclease activity; nucleic acid binding. The coding region runs from base 1 to 3219 and encodes 1072 amino acids. The transcript has 2 exons.